AUGUCCCUAAAUAUGUCGCUUUAUUACGUUUUCACACACUCAUUCAACCUACCUGAAGAGUACGCAUGCCCGGACUUUAUGACUAAAUCUUCGAGGAAACAGCCAUUGUUGGGCGCAUACUUUCUUAUUAGUGGAAUCGUCUUUUUGGUCUUAUACUUCCUGUGCUUCCUUGCUGUUCUAAAAUUGAAUCUGAAAAUUCCUGUCUACCAACUUAUGCUGGUCCUUUCAAUUUUUGAUAUAUUAUCGCUUAGCGUAAACUCGGUGGCCACAGGAAUAUUCGACAUAAUUGGGAUCUCGUUUUGCCAGUGUCCCCAUGCAAUAUUCUUUUUGGGAGCUAUUGGACAAGCAAGCUGGAUGAGUGGAAGCGCUUGCUCAAUACUUCUCGCCGUUGAAAGAUGUGUGGAAAUCAAUCCAAAGUUUAUAUUGGAACGGUUAUUCCGCAAAAGGGUGUUUUGUUGUGUACUUGCAACUAUUAUAAUAUACAGUAUUUGGUCUGUAAUAUGCGUUCAGCCUGUGCUAUUUUCGAUUGAAUAUAGCUCAUGGUUUUUUGAUCCAUUGAUUGGAAAUGAUCCAGACAUUUACCUAUGUAACCCAGAUACAGUGAACAACUGGGUUCUUCUCACUACCAUUACCGCCCUUUAUUUUUAUCUCUCAUACCACUUACUUUUCAAAUUUGGAUAUUCUACGUCAAUAUGGCUAUACAAAACUAGACGUCAGAUAAUAUUCCAAGCAUUGAUGCUUUGCGUUUUCCAUGGAAUCGUCUGUGGCAUUUAUGAAUUCAUGAAGUAUGUAUAUUUCUCACAUACGCUGGUUAUUUUGAGCCAACUUUUGUGGGGAUGGAGCAGUGGCUGCAUGUGCAUAGCAUAUCUGGCAUUUAAUAGAACAAUUCGGAACUCUGUCUUGAAAAUAUCAAUACCGAAAAGUAUCCGAGAACGUUAUGGAUUGCACGUUGGUUUUGAAGAGCACUUGGCACAAACUGAAGCAGCUCAUAAUCCCGCGGUUAUGAAUGCGGCUGGAUCAACUGUUAAGAUGAAUAAUUUUAUUCAUUUUUAA
This is a messenger RNA of Caenorhabditis elegans, 1053 nucleotides long. It is a transcript of the gene srt-8, whose product is annotated as Serpentine Receptor, class T. The record is from RefSeq and is marked reviewed. NCBI's taxonomy places the organism in Eukaryota, Metazoa, Nematoda, Chromadorea, Rhabditida, Rhabditidae. The transcript is spliced from 4 exons. Bases 1 to 1053 code for a protein of 350 amino acids.